CAGUCGCGCGUCCCCGCCAUUGGCAGAGCCGGGGGGGGGUCACCCCCCGGGGGGCGAAUGGUACAGUCCUCCGCCCGCGCCCCGGCCCGGCCCGCAGCUAGCUAGCCAGCCCGGAGCCCAGCGCCUCCGCCGCUGCCGCCGCGGCCGCCCGCGGAGUCCCAAGCGGAGCCAGAGGCGGCGAUGGAGGGAGUCAGCAGCCACCGUACCCUGUCCUACAGCCGCUGGAGCUAUGACAGUGUCUUAGAUGAUGAGGGCAGAAACCUGAGGCAGCAGAAGCUUGACCGGCAGCGGGCCCUGCUGGAGCAGAAGCAGAAGAAGAAGCGCCAGGAGCCCCUGAUGGUGCAGGCCAAUGCAGAUGGGCGGCCCCGGAGCCGGCGGGCCCGGCAGUCGGAGGAGCAAGCCCCCCUGGUGGAGUCCUACCUCAGCAGCAGUGGCAGCACCAGCUACCAAGUUCAAGAGGCCGACUCACUCGCCAGUCUGCAGCUGGGAGCCACACGCCCAACAGCACCAGCUUCAGCCAAGAGAACCAAGGCAGCAGCCACAGCAGGGGGCCAGGGUGGCGCCGCUAGGAAGGAGAAGAAGGGAAAGCAUAAAGAUGUAACUCAGGAGUGUCCGUGGCCUGCAGGCACCAGCGGGCCAGCAACACUGGCAGAAGACAAGUCUGAGGCCCAAGGCCCAGUGCAGAUCCUGACUGUGGGCCAGUCAGACCACGCCCAGGACGCAGGGGAGACGGCAGCUGGUGGGGGCGAACGGCCCAGUGGGCAGGAUCUCCGUGCCACGAUGCAGAGGAAGGGCAUUUCCAGCAGCAUGAGCUUUGAAGAGGAUGAGGAGGAUGAGGAGGAGAACAGCUCCAGCUCCUCCCAGCUAAAUAGUAACACCCGCCCCAGCUCUGCUACUAGCAGGAAGUCCGUCAGGGAGGCAGCCUCAGCCCCUAGCCCAACAGCUCCAGAGCAACCAGUGGAUGUCGAGGUCCAGGAUCUUGAGGAGUUUGCACUGAGGCCAGCCCCCCAGGGUAUCACCAUCAAAUGCCGCAUCACUCGGGACAAGAAAGGGAUGGACCGGGGCAUGUACCCCACUUACUUUCUGCACAUGGACCGUGAGGACGGGAAGAAGGUGUUCCUCCUGGCGGGAAGGAAGAGAAAGAAGAGUAAAACUUCCAAUUACCUCAUCUCUGUGGACCCAACAGACUUGUCUCGAGGAGGGGACAGCUACAUCGGGAAACUGCGGUCCAACUUGAUGGGCACCAAGUUCACUGUUUAUGACAAUGGAGUCAACCCUCAGAAGGCCUCAUCCUCCACUUUGGAAAGUGGAACCUUACGUCAGGAGCUGGCAGCUGUGUGCUAUGAGACAAACGUCUUAGGCUUCAAGGGGCCUCGGAAGAUGAGCGUGAUUGUUCCAGGCAUGAACAUGGUUCACGAGAGAGUCUCCAUCCGCCCCCGCAACGAGCAUGAGACACUGCUAGCACGCUGGCAGAAUAAGAACACGGAGAGUAUCAUCGAGCUGCAAAACAAGACACCUGUCUGGAAUGAUGACACACAGUCCUAUGUACUCAACUUCCAUGGGCGCGUCACACAGGCCUCUGUGAAGAACUUCCAGAUCAUCCAUGGCAAUGACCCGGACUACAUCGUGAUGCAGUUUGGCCGGGUAGCAGAGGAUGUGUUCACCAUGGAUUACAACUACCCGCUGUGUGCACUGCAGGCCUUUGCCAUUGCCCUGUCCAGCUUCGACAGCAAGCUGGCGUGUGAGUAGAGGCCUCUUCGUGCCCUUUGGGGUUGCCCAGCCUGGAGCGGAGCUUGCCUGCCUGCCUGUGGAGACAGCCCUGCCUACCCUCUGUAUAUAGGCCUUCUGCCAGAUGAAGCUUUGGCCUUCAGUGGGCUCCCUGGCCCAGCCAGCCAGGAACUGGCUCCUUUGCCUCUACUGCUGAGGCAGGGGAGUAGUGGAGAGCGGGUGGGUGGGUGUGAAGGGAUGAAAAUAAUUCUUUCGUGCCCCGAGAUCACACACUCCCACCCUUGGGGUAGUAGUGUGUCGUAGUCGUGGUUACCAAGCUGAAGAACCUCUUCAGCUGGGAAGGCCAGAAGAGGCAUUAGAGGGAGAGGAAGCACAAUGCAGGGCUGCUGUGGCCCAGUCAUCCGCUCAGGCAAGGAGUCAGAUGGCAUCGGGUACUUCAGCAGGUAGGGGCACAGUGAGUGUGUGUAUGUAUGAAGGCCACGUCAACUUUAUGUAGCACAGGGCUUGGUGGCCGAGCCUGGCCCUUAAACAACUGCAGAAAGCCCUUCAACUAAAGAAGGCCUCACCCAACCCUGAGAGAAGUUGGGAGGAUGGUGGGGACAAGUAAGUGGCAGGACCCUGUCAGGAUUGCAGGUGCCUGGCUCGCAGUGGCUGUGGGAAUCAGCUGGUGGCUAGGGUUCUAGCGCAUUUGAUUUCUCCAGGUUUGCUGUGUCUCACAGAGGCAGUAGGAACCCAAUUGACAGGGCUGUCUUAGUGGAGGGGCCUGCAGGACACAGGCUCAGCAUGCAGAACUGCAUGAACAGGGUCCCUGGAUCAGGGUUGUUCUGGGAGUUCUCUCAGCUGCCCCAGGAGCUCUCUGCUGAGCAGCCCAGCACGACCCCCAGGAAAUACAGAUGGGGUCCAGGUCACCAGCUGACUGCACACAGCUAGGCAUGCCUGGGGAUCCUGCUGCCAGAGAACCAUUCUCAGGCCAUGGCAUGCUCCUUAAAGAAUUCUCUCUCUUUCUCUCUCUCUUUCUCUCGCUCUCUGGACCCAACUCUCUCACUGCUGUCAGGCAAUAUUUUAGAACCACAAGAGAUCAGCGGUGGCAGGACCCUUAGGGAUCUAGUACAACCUUGUUGCUUUAGGUGAAUCACAGAAAACGGGGCUUGCCCUAGGUCACCCAGCUGGUUAAUGGCAGCAUUAAGAACUUCAAGUUCUCUUGAUUUCUUUGUUCCUAUUGUCCCCCAAGAAACUAGUAUCUCUGGCCUCCUGGGGCCCAUUCUGCAUGUCCUCCUCACUCCCCCCGAUUCCAGAGACUUAGAAACAACAAAGUUGAUACAUAAGAUUGAAACCAUUCCAGUAGGAAAUCAGGCAGUUUGCUGUUGAAAGUUGUCUGGCUUUUUGCAUGUGAGUAUGAUCCAGGACUGGCCUGUGUCUGGCCCCUCUUUGAGGGCUACUCAGCAGUAGGCAGGCCUUAGUAAGGCUGCCGCACACUUUUUGGUCUAGGUGAGAGUGCAUAAAGGUUCUGGGGCUGAGCCUGAUAAUUCCCUCCACUGCCGCUAUUUCUCCUUGGAUGGCACCAUCCACCUGGCAGGCUUGGGAACUCUAAGCUCAAGCUCUUGCUCAUUUGUCAUUUACCCUGGUGGAAGCUUCUUGCCCAGAUAGAGAUCUGAAAUCGGUGGGAAGCAAGCAGGGAUUGUACCUUGCUUUAGAGUAGAUAUGUUUCGAAAAGCAAAGUAGAAAUUUUUUUAAAUAUAAGUUGUAUUUUAAACAUGUUAGGCUUUGUAGGUGAAGGACUUGUUUUGACUUAAGUAGAAGUAAUAUGCUCUCAUUUCUUUGUAAUGUAGAUUUUCGUAUUUUGAAUGCUUAAAGCAAGGCAUACCUGUUCUAGCAGGAUCUGCCCAGACCUCGGCCGUACAUCUCUGUGAGAAGCCCCUCCAAGGAUUAGCUUUUGCAACAUGGUCCAGUUUCUAGAGGGCACUAGAACUUUCUGUGCCAGGGCUGGCGAGUUAUCAUGGUGCCAUCCUCCUUUCUAUAGUUCCAGUUUAGCCCUUCCUUCCCUGCCUUUAAGGAGAAGAAAUGUGGUGACAUUUGAGAUGAUGGAAACUACAUCACCUCUAAUGUCAGGUCAAGCUAUUUCUCUGGAUCUAUGAUUUUAAGAUAAAACAGGCUGGUUCUGAGUUCUGGUAAGACAGAGACCCUGGCGGUAGUGGAAAAAUCAGAAGCACAAAGGAAAACUCUUGGCCUCUUCUUUCUCCUGUAGCACACAGAAGAGGGAGUUGGCUAGAUCUUUUGGUGGGGUCAGGAAACAUGGGCUGAGCUUUCUAGUCUGAGUGUGGAGAAGGGUAACCUCAGCCACAAAGCUCUGUCAGGCAUUGAGUGACAAGCCUCAGCAGCUGAGUGCACUCCUGGUGAUGCUGGUUUUCCUUGAAUACUGGCCCUGGGGCUAUGGACGCAUGGACUCAUAAAGCUGUUGGCACCCCUGGAAACCACCUGGGUUCAGCCUAUCCCACAGUAAGAGUUCUUGCCCUUCAUACCCUCUCGCUGGAUGGAUGGUCCUUGAUUAGGCAGGGAAUUAAUGACAGAAUGAGCAGUCCCUAAUGGUAUUGGGCAGCUGGGAGUUUAGGCAGCUUCUCUGUAACCGCUCCUGGGACCACACCUGAAAACUCUACACCCUCUGCCCCAGAACAAUUCUGGAGAGUGGUGAAGUUCACUUUCCCAACUCUUCUCCAAGUCUAGCUUUUCUUUCCUUCUGGCUCCAAGGUGCUCUGUGUCGGUCUGUGUAUGUGUGUGUCUGCGUGUCUCUGUGUAUAUUUGGGGAAAAGGGCAAUCAGCAAUCAACUGAGGUUUCUUAAUUGUGAUUAUAUUCCUGAGAAUGAGUAGGAAAGGAAUAAGGAUGUUAUGAUCGCCUGUGGAUUCUGUCCAUUCAUUUCAUGCUCUUUGAAUAGAAGGUAUACCUGGGAAAAUACCAGCUUUUUCUCUCAGGGUUCUGAGUGAGAGGACACCAUCCAAGAAUGUUGUUAGCUUUUCAGUUCCCACUCUGCAUUGCCUGAAGAAAUUGGUAUGUUGCACGUAUGCUUUUGGUUGAAAUUGAACAUAUUCUAGUGAAUGUGCCUUAAAAAUCACGACACUAGUUCAGAGGAAGCACAUAAGGUCCAGACCUAUGGCGAAGACAGGUGUUGGAAGACAGGACUGUGAUAGUCAGAAGCUGUAAGAGAACUUUUGGAGCCUGCAGGACAUUUACCUCUUAAAUAAACUUAGCAUUUAGAGGUAGUUCUAAAUUUAACAAGUGACAGGGUUGAUUUGAAAGAAAAAGGUCCAUGCUUUGCUUACAAUGGAGUCUGCAGUGAGGGGAGAUACUGAGAUAGCCAUUUCUAUGGCUCUGUUAUGAAAGCACAAAUUCCAUCUCCUAGAUGGACUUCCUGGUUUUCUCCUACUGCAGUAACACUGGCCUUCCCUUCUCUAAUUCCUUACCCCAGCUGCAGCAUCCCUGUGUCAACCCAGGAUGCCAAGUGGCCCUCAGAUUACACUUCUCCAGAUAGCAGAAUGAGUCUGCUUUCACUGUUACUGGGACCUGAAUGAUCUGCAGUCAGGGCCCAGAGUUGGGACUUCUGGGCUCUGGUGUGUAGGCUUGUAGUAGCCACCAGUAAUAAGCCAAGGGCUGGGCUCUUGUUUGAGUUUAUGGCCACCUGGAAUUUUCUGUCAUCUCAGGAUACAGUUGGGAGGGGCAGAACAGACAUUAUGACAGGUUUGGUUUUUAAAAUUUCCAACCAAGUUUGAAAAGGCAAGUUGGUCUUAUAGAAAGCACUACUGCACUGAGUAGCUAUGUGAUUUUGAGCAAACCAUGUAAUCUCUCUAGGUCCAUUUUCCUAAACCACAAGAUGAAGAUGUUACAUUGUCAAAGCUUGCUGUAGGAUUCGGGGUGAAUGAAAGUUACUCCUUGCUUUCAUCACUACCUUUAUAGCUCAUUACUGUGCCUUUUUUUCUUUCCUAAGACAUCACAUCCCUCUCCUCUGUGCUCCUGUCCCUCCCUCCCCCUAGCAAGGUCCAGGCAAAGCUGGAGAUGAGGCUGAGAUCCAGAUUUUCUUAGAAGGCAACUUAGAAUGGCUAGGAAAGGGAAACCUGACUGCUUGGUCAGGAGGGUGCACGAUCUCUUGCUGGGAACACAGCCAGUUUUCACAAUGCCUAGAAUGUGUGUGUCUAUUUGCACAAGUUGUCUUUUCCUAUUUUGGAGUGGUCAGACAUUUAUUUUUGUUCAAGAUUAUCUGGAGUUUUAGACAAAUUUACAAAACUGUGCUUUUAUUAAGUGACUUUUUGAAUAAACUUCUUUGGUAUUCUGGAGCAAAUGUAUUUAUUUAUUGGUAUGUGCAAUGACAAACUUGGUAUUUUCCCAUGUUGACAUUACGUAUGUUGUAGAAUUUAGUGUUUGUCUAAGUACAGACAUAUAUCAACAAAUUAAACUUGAAUUGUUUCAACA
Macaca mulatta (Rhesus monkey) is the source of this 6187-nucleotide messenger RNA. NCBI's taxonomy places the organism in Eukaryota, Metazoa, Chordata, Mammalia, Primates, Cercopithecidae. The record is from RefSeq and is a predicted model, not a curated record.